AUGGACAGUGGCAAUGAGAGCGGUAGAGUGUCCAGGGACGGAAAACGUCAGCGUGUGUCCAAGACCCCGUCUCACCUGAAGCACUACGUGCUACCUGGAACCUCCAAGCGUCCACCGUGUUUUGCAGCGUCGACGCCCCCUCGCGACGCGAGAGAUGAUCGGGAUGGCUCGAGCUCUUCGUCGCGCGAGACGACGUCGAAUCGCCGCAAGGCUGGAACGGCCCGGUCGCAGGAGGAUGCGCGCACCGCGCGGAGUGGAAAGAGGAGCAGGGACCCGGACCUAGAGGACGAUGAAGGGCGUGAAGAACCUGCAGCGACGGGCCCGGGCCCAGUGUCGUCAGACGACGACCCAAACGAAGCUCUUCCAAGGGUCAAUCCGCGCGUCGACGGCGACGAAGACGCCACACAGGAGGAGGCCUCAGAUUCCACGCCCGUGACCAGGGCGGAGAUGACGGCGCUGCGCAAGAUGCAGAUGGACACGGCAGCCACAAUGGCACGGCUGGAGACGGCACUGCUGGCCUCGCUGGCCAACCACCAGGCGAAGAAGCGCAAAUGUGACAACGCAAGAGGCGAGUGCGACAGGGUCAACCCACGUAAGGCUCGCCGCGUGGCGAGCCCCGAGCCGUCGCUAGAUGAGGACGAGGUGGAGGACGAGGUCGGUUGCCACGAAAUCUGCGAGCAGCUGUGUGUGCAUCCCUUCAUCAACACUCCAGACGCGCAGAUGUCGUUCUACCCCAGUAGUGCGGCGAAGAGUGCCGGGCUAUGCGCUGUAAUUGAGCGUCUGACUCCCACCUUUGCUGCUCUCGCAAUGGCUGCGGACAAAGCGUGUCGCGCUGACCUGAACCGUACGCUGAGCGAUUGGAAGACGGCGGCCGCGGGCAGGGUGCGAGACAUCGCUCUGCCGAAGCUGGGACUUUUCCGCGACGAGAGGGACGCGAGCAGCCCGUGGGCUGCACCAAGGGCCCGGUCGGCUGCGAGAGUUCAGGAGCGUCUUCUUCUGACGCUCGAUGGGGAGGGUAAGGCUGUCAACCUGGUUGGUUUUUGCUUGGGCGGUUGCAACAUAAUGACGCACGUAUGGCCGGAUGGUUGUUGUGCAGACCACUUCGUGAUCUCCAAGUGGAGCGAGGACAGGCGCGGCAUGCCAUUUGCGUCGGGCGCAUUUGCUGCUUGCGCUCGCGCGGCGUUCAGGCCCCGGAUGGUGAACGGGACGCUGACGUUGAAGCUGUAUCACAUGGCGUGGCUCGAACACGUGGUGACCGACGCGAUCCGCUUCUGGGACACCCGCAAGGGCAGGCUCUCGAACUCUGCGGGUGUCAACGCGCAGAUCGUGGACGGCCUCCGCGAGUGCGCGCUCGUGGACGUCAUGGCUGCCAUCGAGCAGUACCAGCUGCAGUACGACCCCACGACGUCGUCGUGGGCGUGGGGCCGCCAUGGGCUGCGCCUGUCUGCGGAUGGAGUUGAGAGGCAGGAGCCCGCCAAGCAGGCACACAGCGAGAGCGACGGCUAG
Closterium sp. NIES-65 is the source of this 1506-nucleotide messenger RNA. Lineage: Eukaryota; Viridiplantae; Streptophyta; Zygnematophyceae; Desmidiales; Closteriaceae. The record is from the annotation of a GenBank genome assembly.